GGGCAGGGGUGGGGCGCUGGCACUCCGUGCGCACUGCGCAUGCGCCUCCCGGCCGUGCCGUGUGCAGCGGGGCCGGCGCGUGCGCGGUUGCCGGGGCGACUGGAACACAACAUGGCGGCCUGAGCGGAGCGCCGGGAGCGGGGCCGGGUCGGGCCCGGCCGCUCAUCCGCUAACCCCGGCACCUGCGGGACGGCGCGGGAGGCACAGUGAGAGGUGAUGAAAACCCUUGGUUCCCUUUUACUGGUAUGUGAAUUUAUGGCCAUGACUAUUUAUGAGCUGAUAAAAGGAAGGAGAAAGCCAUUGCCUGAAAAAAAAAUCAGGAACAACAUGUACCAGAUAUGCAAAUCUCCAGAUUGUGUACAUAGAAAUGGGAUAUUUCAGAGAGAUGGGCAACAAGAAAACAUAAUAAUAAAGCAGAACAUCCUGAAGUUAAGAGAUUUUGGAUCUUGUAGGAGUAUCUAUUCUCAGCAGGCACACAGUACCUCCCCAUGCUGGUACUGAGCACCUGAAUGUUUGCUUACAAAUGGGCUCUAUAGUUACAACAUUGGCAUGUGGAGUCCUGGCUGUGUUUUCUAUGAAAUCACAAGUAUUUUCUCUGUUUUAGCUCUGUGUAGAGUAUGGCACAUUUCCUCUCAUGAGCAUCACAAACUAUUCUCAGUCUUGUUAAUACACUUAAUGUUUCCAGCCUUUUUUCUUGGAUAUAAUGAGCUAAACCACAUCUCAAAAAUCCAUGAAGUGAUAGGCACUCCUGGUAACAAAACUCCAAAGUUUCAAGCAAAAGGAAAAGGAAAGUCUUCUCUUGUGCACAAAUUGCCUUUCUAUUUCCUGUGUGCAAUGAUAAGCUAUGACCCCAAUGAGAGAACUGCUGCCCAUCAAACCUUACAGCACCUUUAUUUUCAAGAACUGUGGCAAACAGCCAAUAUAUGAGCUUUAACCAUGCUCAAAAAAUUAAGAGUAGUAGGAAAUAUGUUGGGGCAAGUACCUCGGUAUUUGUGGCAAAUUUCAAAAGCAAGUCCAAGACACUUUGAAAGCAUGAACUCUCCUUCUACAGGAGAAGCUACUUUUUCAAUGAAUUUAGUUCUGGGAUUCAUCAGUUCUGAGAAACAGAAGGCACUUCAGUCUUCCCUGAAACAUUUCCAUUUGCCUGCUAUAGAAGGAAUAGAAGUGAGGAAAAGCCUGGCUGUGCAGUGAGAGAGACCCAGUCACGCUUCUGUUGUUGGAGAUCUAACAAGAACAGUAGUGCCUGAUUUUGUCUUGCUCUGACAAUUUGCAGGAAAACCCCACAAGGUGGAUCUUACUCAGUUUGGCACAUACAGUACUUCAAGGAUAUUGAUUUCCUAACAAGUUCUUUGCUGUUAAACCUCUGGAGACAACUUACACUUCUCUGGCUGUUGGAUGAAAAGGCAAACUUGAGUUUUCCUACCUGCUUUAUAGUUAAAAUAUACCCAAACUUUAAACUACAAACUGGCAAGUAUAGUUCCUACCCUCAUUCUUCCAGCUAAAAUUCCAUACUGAGAUUAUCUGUGUUCCACUCGCUUUUAAUUAUUUUUUUAAUGUAGUAGGAAAAAUAUUUUUAUUAAAAGCUGUAUCUACAGCAGCAGUCUUAAGUUCCUUCCAGGUAAGUUAUUAGUAUCCUGUUUCUUACUAAAAUAAUUUUUUUCCAGAUGGAAUAGAGUGUGGUAUGGGCAAUUCAAGCUUCUAGAUGAUUGCCCUAAUAGUAAAGAAGAAGCUGAAAAAAGAAAACCCACACACAUUCCUUGUGUGCUGCUGGACUACAAUUUGUGGCAGGGACAUACCCUGCCAACACGGAUGUGAGUAGUUGCUGUUGUUCCCCUGAUGUUGGAUAUUGCAUUUCUUUCCCUACUGGUUUUGUAUUUUUCCAGCUGAAGGAAAGAAGUCUUUUAAAGUUACUGCGUAUUUUUUCAACUAUUUCACUUUGACUCAGACCAUAUGAAGCACUUAUAUAGAAGAAGUCUAUGGGGAGAUAACUACACUAGUUUUCAGUGACAAGGUUUAUCUGUAUUUUAACAGUUAAACCCACUAUGUUAAUAAAACAAAACUUCUGAAAAAUAA
Molecule: messenger RNA, 2073 nt
Organism: Vidua macroura (Pin-tailed whydah)
Lineage: Eukaryota; Metazoa; Chordata; Aves; Passeriformes; Viduidae
Gene: MOK
Product: MOK protein kinase
Biological process (GO): intracellular signal transduction; protein phosphorylation
Cellular component (GO): cytoplasm; nucleus
Molecular function (GO): protein serine/threonine kinase activity; ATP binding
Source: RefSeq, a predicted model, not a curated record